Molecule: messenger RNA, 1837 nt
Organism: Phacochoerus africanus (Common warthog)
Lineage: Eukaryota; Metazoa; Chordata; Mammalia; Artiodactyla; Suidae
Gene: COLEC11
Product: collectin subfamily member 11
Exons: 7
Coding region: 529-1332 (267 amino acids)
Source: RefSeq, a predicted model, not a curated record
UCCAGGGAGAGGAGGGCGUUGGGGUCUCGCGCGGGUUAGGUCUCAACAAGCAGCGCAGGAGACCUUGUGCUUCCGCAGGGAAGCCCAUGUGGAAAAAAACGUGUGGGCUGGGCUCACUCCCUGCUGUGCGAUGCCAGGUGACAGCUGCCACCGACUUUCCACGAUUCUCGUGCUUAAUUUUUCAAGAAAAGAGAGGAGCAGCAAAGAUGGAUAAAGAGGGGCUGUUUGGGGAACUUGGGGUGCACAGUUACGGGGCGUCCCCAGGAGGGUCCCGGGAGCCUUGACGUAUUUAUCGCUUGUCUCCACGUUCCCACACUCCCCUUCCCCGCCCUCAGCAGGACGGCGGAUGCUUCUCAAACAGGAAGCUGUUUGCAGAUAACGGCCCCCCGCCUGAUGUGCUGGGAGGUCUGACGGCCAGGCGCUGCCCGCCGUGUGGGACCCCGGAGGCCCCGGGUGCCGUGUCCCAGGGCGGUCGGGACACCCCUGCGUGGUGUGCGCCUCAGGAGUCAGUGUCCCGCGGGGCUCAGGAUGAAGAGGGCUCUGGCUCUGGUCGGCCUGGCCUUCCUGUCGGUGCUGCGAGCCGGACGCCCUCAGCAGACGGCGGACGACGCCUGCUCCGUGCAGAUCCUCGUCCCCGGCCUCAAAGGCGAUGCUGGCGAGAAGGGGGAAAAAGGCGCGCCGGGACGGCCUGGACGAGUCGGCCCCACAGGAGAGAAAGGAGACGUGGGUGACAAAGGACAGAAAGGUGGCGUGGGUCGCCAUGGAAAAAUUGGUCCCAUUGGUUCUAAAGGUGAAAAAGGAGAUUCUGGUGACAUAGGACCCCCUGGCCCUAGUGGAGAACCAGGCGUCCCCUGCGAGUGCGGCCAGCUGAGGCAGGCCAUCGGCGAGAUGGACAACCUGGUCUCCCAGCUGACGGCGGAGCUGAGGUUCCUAAAAAACGCGGUGGCCGGCGUGCGCGAGACGGAGCAGAAGGUGUACCUGCUGGUGAAGGAGGAGAAGAGGUACGUGGACGCGCAGCUGGCCUGCCAGGGCCGGGGCGGCACGCUGGGCAUGCCCAAGGACGAGGCCGCCAACGGCCUGCUGGCCGCCUACAUCGCGCAGGCCGGCCUGGCCCGCGUCUUCAUCGGCAUCAACGACCUGGAGCGCGAGGGCACCUUCGUCUACGCGGACCGCUCGCCCAUGCAGACCUUCAACAAGUGGCGCAGCGGGGAGCCCAACAACGCCUACGACGAGGAGGACUGCGUGGAGCUGGUGGCCUCGGGGGGCUGGAACGACGUGGCCUGCCACCUGACCAUGCACUUCCUCUGCGAGUUCGACAAGGAGCACGUGUAGCGCGGGGCUCGGCCUCUCCAGGGGCCGCGGGGCCGCCUCGGCGAUGCGCGGGUGGGGGGUGCUUCCCAACACGGGGUCCCCGAGCAGGAGCGCAGGGCUCCCCGCAAAGGCUCCUUUCCCGAAUCUUGGAGCAUGGUGCGUGCUUAGACGAAAAGGCGGUGUUUCUGGGUAUUAUUUCUGAAGAACUAACGUUUUCUUCACUGUAUUGUCGCCAGAAUGUUCAUCACGUAAUUGUUACUCACAAUUGCUCUUGGCUUUGUCCCAAGUAUAAAAGGAAAUCUUUGAAUAUUGCAACUGUUAGGUACAAACAACGGUAGUGAGGUCUUAAGUUCCUGUCAUCCUUUUAAUUUCUAUAUGGAGAAGGAUCCUUUUUGAUCAAUGCUUCUGCAAAGCACAUUAAAAUAUACAUUCCUUUUCACUAUUAGCCAAGUAGGAACCAUUUUGCUUUGCUGCAAACCCAGUUUCCAGGAAAAAGAAAAAGAAAAUCUACGGAAUUGAAACCGAA